CAAAGCUUCAUUCAUGAAAUGCCGGGAUAGUUAAUCUCCGUGCUUUACUAAUACAGACGGACAAUAUCGCCAUUCCUGCUGCGGUUCACAUCAUCCAGAACUGUAACUGUCCCUCUAUAUAAAGUAGGAAGGAGAAAGCAGGCAUCCAGGGCUGGUUUUCUCUUACCAACGUUGUCACCUAACGGACUUACUACUCGACUGUCAACACUUUCUACUUAGAUACAUACUAUCUGCUAGCGAUAAUGGCCUCUCCCAAGAUCAUCCUUUACACGAGCCAUCUCUGUCCGUGGGCUCAUAGGGCACAUAUUGCUUUGAAGGAAUCGGGGCUCGAAUAUGAGGAGGUUAUCAUCGAUUUGAAUAAGCCGCGGGACCCGUGGUAUCUUGAGAUCAACCCGCGCGGCCUUGUUCCCAGCAUCUCAUAUAAUGGCACAAUCCUUACUGAAUCCGGCAUUAUCUCUCAAUUCAUAGCUGAUGCGCACCCCUCUCACCUUCUCCCUCAGUCAUCUCCCGUCGAAAAUGCCCUAUAUCGCGCGCGUCUCUCUUUCUUCGCUGAUGCCUUCUUCAGCAAGGUUCUGCCGCAUUUCUGGGCUGGCGUUCGUGCGGCUUCGGAGGCGGAGCGGGAUGCUGCUGGAGAGGAGUUGGUUGGUGCCGUUGCGAAGGAGCUUGAGCCUUUGCUCGUUGGGGGGAAGGGUCCGUUUUAUGGUGGGAGUGAGAAUCUCACGCUUGCAGAGGUGUUGACUGGAUCCUUCCUUCUCCGGAUUCUGUCCUUCAGCAAACCCGAGUACGGCCUCAUCAGCGCCAAUUUGACAGCUCUCCUCGAGAAGGUGCCCAAGUUCAAGCGCUGGGCUGAGGCUACCGUUGCUCACGAGAGCGUCAACUUCAUAUGGAAUGAGAAGGUUGUGGCUGAGAGGACUAAGGCCAAGUUCGCGGCUGCUAAGGUGUAAGCUGCCUGGGCUUUCUGUCCGCGUAUUAGAUUCCGCUGUUGUGAAGCUUAGUAGUAACGCUCUUCUCAAUGAGAUUUAUGAACUCUUUCCACUCUGUAUAAGCGUAUACUGCCUUCUUCUAAACUCGGACAUUCAUCUCAAUAGAGAUAGGCCGUGUCCUGGUUUCCUGGGAAACGCUGCAUGUAGAAUCGUUGCUCAUCACUACCGAGAGACCCUGGUCAACGCUAUGCAAGUAAUGG
Molecule: messenger RNA, 1183 nt
Organism: Monascus purpureus
Lineage: Eukaryota; Fungi; Ascomycota; Eurotiomycetes; Eurotiales; Aspergillaceae
Source: the annotation of a GenBank genome assembly